This is a messenger RNA of Oncorhynchus nerka (sockeye salmon), 3461 nucleotides long. RefSeq names its product T-cell acute lymphocytic leukemia protein 1-like. Gene Ontology annotation, biological process: regulation of transcription by RNA polymerase II. Gene Ontology annotation, molecular function: DNA-binding transcription factor activity, RNA polymerase II-specific; RNA polymerase II cis-regulatory region sequence-specific DNA binding; protein dimerization activity. The record is from RefSeq and is a predicted model, not a curated record. NCBI's taxonomy places the organism in Eukaryota, Metazoa, Chordata, Actinopteri, Salmoniformes, Salmonidae.
UCGGUCUACAAAUUAUAGGGUUGUAUUGCCUCAUUUUAAUUGGAAAUUAAGCCUUAUGCACGACAAAAGAUAAACAUAUUGUACCUUACAGACUUGUUUGUUUAUUUUCCAGGGGCGGAAUAAUAUCAGGAAAAUAUAACCACAUAGAUUCACCUUUUGCCUAUACCUCGCAUCGUUGUAGUUUCUGGAGCUGCAUCCAUAUGUCUUUAUGCUUUGCCCUCCACAAGCCUAUAUAGCCUACGACAGCCAAAUAAUAAUGAAUCAUUUCAUAAAUAAUGGGUUUAGUGGCUUAUCAGGAACGAAGAGUCCGCUGCCGUGCGCUUAUCUCGCCUGGCCACAUUGCGCUCGUGUUCCGCUCCCCAUACUGAGCGGGCGCGCUGGACGCAGUGAGGAAUAACUCAAACCUCACUUCCAGUUCCACACUGCACUUCACCGGCACUAAAAAAAACCUCAGACAUGGAUGACCCACUCACAAAAUGGCUCCACUUUCACACUAGCAUCAACAAGACGUCGGGAACGUGUGGUGUUUUCGACAGCUGAUUUAUAGAGAGACAUUUCAUAGGAUAUAACUCCAACGUGAUGAAAUUAUGGAAAAAAUUAAGCUGGAUCUUUGUCCUGGAAGUCCCGGUGCCAAAUCAUGCAUCCCGCUGAAGCAGGAUUCCAUCAGGGAGAAUGGGUGCCAAGACCUGGAGGACUCGAAGGAGGGGAACUUCACUGGGGAAAGGGUUAAGACAGAUGACGCGCCUCUGCGGAACACGCGCAACGGGACCAUCAUCCUAAACGGCGUUGCCAAGGAAACCGCUUACGACGCCCUUGACCUGAAAAGGGAAGUACCAGUGAUCGAGCUCUUGAGGAGAGACGAUAUAAAGACGGGACAGCAGAGAACCGACAGUCAAACGGUACCGAUCACGGAGCUUCGCAGACCACCCGUGCCGUUGCCGCUGCCGCACCGAGACGCGCUGAUCGACGCUCGAAUGGUUCAGCUGAGCCCAAACGCGUUCCCUCUCCCGGCGCGAGCAAUGCUCUACAACUUGGCGCAACCUCUCGCUGCCAUCAACAGUCUUGGAGGGGAGUCGGAACAGUACGGCAUGUACCCCAGCAACAGGGUAAAGCGCCGUCCUGCGCCUUACGAGGUUGAGCUCGACGAGGCUGGCCAACCAAAGAUCGUAAGGCGGAUCUUCACCAACAGCCGGGAGCGCUGGCGGCAGCAGAAUGUCAACGCGUUCUCCGAGCUCCGCAAGCUCAUCCCCACUCACCCACCGGACAAGAAGCUGAGCAAGAACGAGAUCCUGCGUCUGGCCAUGAAGUACAUCAGCUUCCUGUCCAACCUGCUGGACGACCAGGACGGAGGGGCCACCAUGGGCGUGGGUGACGGGACAGGGCUGCUGGUGGGGGGCCGUGAGGGUGGACCCCAAGGCCCUCGUCAGGACGGGGUGGGACUGGCCAGGGAGGACGACCUCCUCCUCCAGGGCACGUUGUCGCCCGGGUCCAGCUGUGGGAGUCUGCCAGACGGGGACGGCAGCCCCGAGAGCUUCACCGAGGACCAAGACUCACCUCCAGCCACGAGAACUGUGCCCGUGCCGCGCGGUAGGGACCUACGACGCAAUGCACGCCCACAAGAUGGCGGCAGCCAGCGAUGACGGCGAUGAUAAUAGUGGUGGGGAUGGUGGCGAUGUGAUGUCGGUGAUGACAAUGGUGGAUACGGAGUUGGUGGAGUUGAUGGUGGACCGCAGGGAAACAAAGGGAUUGACUUAUGUCCCCAGAAGAGGGAUGACUCAAAUAUGGAUGAGUCUGAGAAGGGCCCUAGCAUCUCUGAGCUCUAUCUAAAGAACGGUGCUUCGGGUUCGGGGAGCAUGCUGAUGCCAGAAUUUCACUUCAUCAGGAUUCUAAUGUCCUUUUUUGGUCCUUUUUUGGUCAGUUGGUUAACAAAAUGAAAGACUUGUAAAUUCUGCAUGCUUCAUGCUGUCUAGGACCUCGGUUGAGGAACACCUCAUAUUUCCUGCAUUAUGAAUGCUCAAAUACAGUGUGCUUCUGUUACACUAUCAUGUUAUCAGUAUACAUCAUAUGUCAUCGUCAUAAAAGUCAUUGAUGCCAUGGUACCAGCAGGCGACGCAUCAGUCCACACCAGGAAAUGUCAAUAGGAAUGCCAUCAUGCUCUCUCUCACCUUGGGUUAAGAAUAAGAUCAAUCUUUACCAGUUGUCAAUGAGGGCCAUUUGAACUGUUCUGAAAGUUUACGACAACAACAUAACUGUUUCGCUGAUAGCAAUGGCUUGAUGCCAAAUCCUCACACAAAAAAAUGCACAUUUAAUCACACAUUGAAGACCAUUAUUAUUUGCUUUAAAAUGUGUUAUCUUUAGCAAGGAUUUAGCACUCUCAACACAUGAUCAAACAUGUACAUAUAACAUUAGCCUAACUUCUAAAAUAUUUUGACAGUGGUUCAUGUCAAGUGAUGUGAUUAGGCAGUUUGAUAUAGUGGCCUAUAUUUUAGACAGGGCUUUCAGGCAGGUGGCUUUUUGAGAAGGAUUCUGCUCUGUGCUCCUGAUGACAUACUAUUCAGUCAACAGUGGGUGAACAACAUGUCAACUAGUAAAUGAAUGUCAAACACAUAUAAUGAUAUAACAAAUGUGGUACCUUAUUUAUUUAUUUCCGCCACACAUGACUGAUUAGCGUCGAGUAAAACGACGCAGAGUAACAUGGCAACUGACCGUUAAGCGCGCACACACACACACACACACACAAAGAGGCACGCACGCACGCACGCACGCACGCACGCACACACACACACACACACACACUCACACACACAUAUCGAGUACAAUCUGUGUGAACAAUUUUGAUUUCUGAGACAUAUUGCCUAAGCAUGUAGAUGGACAUAUGUGCGGCGAGGUUGCUAGCAACUACAACAGCCACAGGUAUACAAAUUCAAAAUGAAUCCUGUCAAGAGGUACAAAUAGUAUUUCUGUAACUGAGAUCCAGUGAAAUCAUACGCUCACUUCCAACCAUUUUGUAUAUUAUAAAUAUCUAUUUUAAUGUUUUUCUCACUGUAUUGCAGUUGUGGUUUGGUAUGGUACACUAAGUAUAUCGCCUCCUAAAUACCCCCCUCCUUCUCUCUGUUGGGAUGAUCAACAACACCAGCAGUUUUAUGUCAGUAAACAGUGAGGUGUACAUCACUGUAGUUUGGUUAUUUCAUUACGGCUUUUUCAACAUACAUUUAGUAGCCUAUCUUGGUACCUUUGGUUACUAUUUUAUGAACUACAGUAAAGCGAAGGGACAUUGUAUGUUCUGUUUAGUAAAAAAAUAACAUGUUUGUUGUAUGAUAAAUAUAUCUAUGACUAUAUGCAAUGUUAACUUGAUGACUUUUAUAUAAAAUGCUGAAUAAAAUGAACACAGGAAAAGGCAACAAAAUACUGAUUAUGUAAUGUUAUAAAUCAUGUGUAUCACACUAUUUUUUUCCAGCGUU